Molecule: messenger RNA, 720 nt
Organism: Aspergillus wentii DTO 134E9
Lineage: Eukaryota; Fungi; Ascomycota; Eurotiomycetes; Eurotiales; Aspergillaceae
Product: putative 2-haloalkanoic acid dehalogenase
Exons: 2
Coding region: 1-720 (239 amino acids)
Source: RefSeq, a predicted model, not a curated record
AUGUCCUCUAACAAGCACAUCGUCUUCGACGUCGUGGGAACCUGUUUCACCUUUGACGCUUUCUUUGCAGCCAUUGAAGCGCGCAUGGGAUCCAGACUGCGCUCUCAAAGCAUCAACCCCCAUGUAUUCGGGUAUGCCUGGAUGGAAGCCGCUGAACGAGAAUACGCCUACCUCUCCAUGUCCAAUCGCUAUCAGCCCUUCCUCACCAUCUUCGACGCCAUUUUCUACCGCACACUCUGGUUCAGUGGGGUCAAGGACCCACGAUCCUUCGCUACGGAUGAAGACAGGGCGUUCAUGAUCCAAAGCUAUCAUCAACUCGAGCCACGGGAGGGGUUGAAGGAGACGGUUGAGAAGCUCCGCGAUGCGGGAUUCACCGUGUGGUGUCUCACUACUGGUGAUGUGAGUCGUGUGAGGGGAUACUUUCUUCGGCAUGGAAUUGAGAUGCCAUUGGAGAAUUUCGCAUCAUGCGAUAAUAAGAAAUUGGCGAAGCCGGCGUUAGAGGCCUAUCAGACGGUUUUGGAGAAGUUUGAUACCGAAAAGGAUGUGUUAUGGUUUGGAGCAGCGCAUAUGUGGGAUGUUUCUGCUGCAAAGGCAAGUGGUUUUCGAGGAGCGUAUUGUACCGCUUGGGAAAAGGAAUCUUGUCCGGAGGUUUUUGGGGAGAUGGAUGUGACUGCGGAUACACUACCGGAAAUGGCCGAGAAGAUUAUUCAAGCAUCAUGA